Molecule: messenger RNA, 2084 nt
Organism: Gymnodraco acuticeps
Lineage: Eukaryota; Metazoa; Chordata; Actinopteri; Perciformes; Bathydraconidae
Product: bone morphogenetic protein 10-like
Exons: 2
Coding region: 105-1490 (461 amino acids)
Biological process (GO): BMP signaling pathway; SMAD protein signal transduction
Cellular component (GO): extracellular region
Molecular function (GO): cytokine activity; growth factor activity
Source: RefSeq, a predicted model, not a curated record
GAAGGACAGUCUUUCCCAGUUGCAGGUAUCCUUUCCAAAGGAUCCCUCCCGUCUUCUCAUCUGAUACUCAAUCUCUGGAUUUUAAACCUUUACUCCACUCUACCAUGGCUGUUUCAUUCCUCUCCAACUUUGGAUUGAUCCGCUCUUCGAAUGUCUUUCUCCUGAUGUUGACUGGUUUGAGCAUGAGCAGUCCUAUCAGGUCCCCUGAGAACAGUCACAGGGUAUCAGUCAGGAUGGGUGAUAAUCCGCUACUUGAUGCUCAGGUCUUUCUGAGUCAGUUUCUCUCCACUAUGAACCUGACCGAGCUGAGGCCCCAGCCCAGGCCUCUGCCUGCCCGCAGGGAGCCCCCAGAGUACAUGCUGGAGCUGUACGACCGCUUUGCCAACGACCGCACGGCUGUUCCCUCAGCCAACGUCGUGCGCAGUUUCAAGAAUGAAGAUUCCUCCCCCUACAGCAUAACAACAAGGGGUGUACGGAUACAUCCCCUGCUGUUCAACAUCUCCAUGCACCACCAUGAGCACAUAACCAUAGCUGAGCUUCGCCUUUUCACCCUGUUCCAGAAGGCCCAAAGAUCAAAUGCCGGCAUUGACUGCAAGGUGACCAUUUACAAAAUACAUGAGGCCGUUGUUUGGACUAAAGAGGUGGGGAAAGAAGGGAGAAGGAGGGAUAAAGAAGAGGUGGUGGAGAUGAAGGAUUUUGAGGAACUGGUGACAAAGCAUUUUCGUGCCAAAGAUAAGAGCUGGGUGUCGUUUGACCUGACUCAUGCGGUUGCACUCUGGCGGAAGUCGUUGGGGUUUGCUACUCACAGUCUGGAGGUACAUAUUGCAUGUCUUGGGUCAGAAGAGGAAGGGGUCACUCAAGAGGUCACGGAGCAGGAUGAGAGAUUGGUUGGGGUUGAUAUCGACAGAAGUUUGGAGGGGAAACACAAUGCAGUGAUGAUUGUAUUCUCAGAUGAUCAAAUCGGAGAUCGCAAGCAGGAUAAACAAGAGCUCAACCAGCUGAUCGAACAUGAGAAUGACCUUCCUGAUAAUGUAGGCCGAAGCCAACCAGAUUUCUGGGGGAACCACAAUGCCGGCCACGCUAUUCAGGACGAGCUGGACAAACAGUCUCUCAUGCAACUGCAGUCCAACCUUAUCUAUGACACACCUCCCCGAAUCCGUCGCAAUGUUAAGAGCGAGCCAUGCAAGAGGACCCCACUCUUUGUGGAUUUGAAAGACAUUGGCUGGGACACGUGGAUCAUCCAGCCUAAGGGCUAUGAGGCGUAUGAGUGCAACGGCGUGUGCAACCCCCCUAUGACCUCCGAGGUCUCGCCUACCAAACAUGCCAUAGUGCAGACACUGCUGAGUGUUAAGAGUCCGGAGAGGGCAUCGCGUGCCUGCUGUGUACCCACUAAGUUGGAGCCAAUUUCACUCCUUUAUAACGAUAACGGAGUGACCACUUUCGAACACAAGUAUGAGGGGAUGGUGGUGGCAGAGUGUGGCUGUAGAUAGUCUUGAAAACAUUUACAGAGAGAGAGAGAGACUGCACCAAUGUUUCAACCAUCAUCUCAGAAACACAUCUAUUCAUCUAUUUAUAUUCCUUAUCAUGUGCUUGUUUCAACAGUAUUUAAGAUCUCUACAGUGGUGUGCAAAAACAGAACUCUAGACAUAUAGUUGUAUAUUAGGGACGGACACAUGCUGUGCUAAAUUAUGUACAUUUGUAAUUGUAUAAAGGUUAUUAUUAUAUUAAUGUAGAAUAUAAAGCUUUUGUCAUGAUUUAAUAUAUUAUUUGCUGUUUUAUGUAUUUUAGAAUGCUUUUGGAUGAUACCACAUUACAGUGUAAAUCACAGGCCAUAUUCCUACAAAUACUACUGUAGGUUAUCGGCCCCAUCUGACACUGCAAGAGAAAAGAAAGAAGGUUCUGAGAGUGGAUGUCUGAAUAUUCCGAUAAAUCCUGUUUGGAAACUCCAUGUCAUUAAUGGCGAGCUAGUCAAAAGGUUCAAUACUACAGCACUGUUAUCAGUUGCAAUAACAACCUUCUGAAUUGUUUCAAAGUAUGUGUGCGGGAUCCAAGAUCAAAAGAAUGUUUCAAGGUACUGAAUCUGA